UAUCAAAUUUCCAUUGCCUUCUCUGAAAUCUCUUGCAAUCAAUCCCUUGAUUUCCGACUUCGAUCCUAAUCUGAGAUAAUGGCUCGUACGAAGCAAACCGCUCGCAAAUCCACCGGUGGAAAAGCUCCAAGGAAGCAACUGGCCACUAAGGCUGCUAGGAAGUCUGCUCCAGCCACUGGGGGUGUGAAAAAGCCACAUCGCUUCAGACCUGGAACAGUGGCUCUUCGUGAGAUCAGGAAGUAUCAGAAGAGUACCGAGCUUUUGAUCAGGAAGCUUCCAUUCCAGCGUCUGGUUCGCGAGAUUGCUCAGGAUUUCAAGACCGAUCUUCGAUUCCAGAGCUCCGCCGUCGCUGCUCUUCAGGAAGCUGCUGAGGCAUAUCUGGUUGGUCUUUUUGAGGACACUAAUUUGUGCGCAAUUCAUGCCAAGAGGGUCACAAUUAUGCCAAAGGAUAUUCAACUCGCUAGGCGUAUCAGGGGUGAGCGGGCUUAAGCUUGUAGUUUGGCAUGUAUAGCGGUGCUGUUAGGUUUCGUUAUGGUCUCUGUUUUAGGUUUCCACAUCUGGAUAUGAUUGUAGGCACAAGUAUUCUCUCAAUGGAAUUAUGGAAUUUGUUCUUCAAAA
Prosopis cineraria is the source of this 618-nucleotide messenger RNA. RefSeq names its product histone H3.2. The transcript has a single exon. The record is from RefSeq and is a predicted model, not a curated record. Gene Ontology annotation, molecular function: DNA binding; protein heterodimerization activity; structural constituent of chromatin. Gene Ontology annotation, cellular component: nucleosome. Lineage: Eukaryota; Viridiplantae; Streptophyta; Magnoliopsida; Fabales; Fabaceae. Bases 79 to 489 code for a protein of 136 amino acids.